UAUAAUAAUAACAAAUAAACUUUUUGCACAUAACUAAAGAAAAACAGAAAAUUAAAAAAAAGAAUGCUAAACUCCCUCCUACUCUUAAAUAAAUGUUUUGCAACAAAAAUGUAAGUGGCCCGGGACAACAAUUGUACAAUUGCAUAUAAUAACGUGUCAUUUGAAAAUAAGCAAAAAGAAAAAUUGCACAAGAAAACAAGACAACAUAUAAGACAUCACAGCAACAACAACAAUUACAUUUGAGGCAAAAAACAAAAAGUUUUCAUAUAAUUGCAUGAUAAAACGUUUAACCUUUAAAACAGCUGUUCUGUAAGCUUUUUUUUAUACAUUUCAACUACGUAGUUGCAGUGAAGGUAACGUAGUCAGUCGUACUAUUAUGAUAUGAAACGAACAUGCUCAUGCAGCAGGUGUAAUUUCACUAGAAUUUAAUUUAGCGUGAAGAAAACAAAAAAGUAAAACCGAACAGCAAAAAUAAGAAAAAACAAAAACUGCAGCAACAUAAUGGAAGCAACGCCAAAAGUACAUCGUCAUCGUCAAAGACGUACCGAAUCACGUCAUAGACGCAAUGAACGACAGACAAACAACACAAGUAGUACUUCAGAUAGUAAAUCACCAGCACGUACCAACACAAACACUGACAACAUAUUACAUGCCGAAGAGGGUACAUGCUCGGGUAAUGUUGUGGCUUCAGAUGCUUUAAUAGCAGCUGUGGCAACACGUCUGCUGCAAGAGCACGAACGUCAGACAUCAAAUGAGGAUACAACAGAAACACUGGGCGGUCCAAGCUCUAGUCAAACAUCUCAGUCCCAGCAAACGGUGGUUCUCGUUAACGGACAUGCUCCCCAAGAGAAUGCUGGUGCCGAAAGUCAUACACAUCAUAACCACAGUCACAAUACCGAAACCAAUGAAAACAACGAUCUUACAAAACCCUCAGAAGCAGAUGCUAGUGAAUUGGCCGCUACCGGUCCUCCCGAUGGUCCCAGCAGUAGUCGCAAUUCAUCGGGUGAUGCUAUGAGUUUACGUGAAACUUUACAACAAUUACCUCCCACCAUAACAACGCAUAGACAUAGGCGCACCCUAUCGCCCCACUCUCCCUCACGACGCGUUCACGAAACUGCAGCAGAUGCUUCAUUUGCCCGCGGUAUUUUAGGUUUCAUGGAUCGUGAACUGAAACAAUCCUCACCCACACCUUCGGCCCUAAGUGCCGGCAGUGGUGGUGGUGGUGUGGGACGUAAACAUCAAUCGCUAUCUGAUCCUACAGCUAGUCCAGCCCAAAGAUCAAUACGUUCUCGUAGUUCAUUGGAAAAGAGUCCAAGACGUAAGCGCAGUAAAUCUGAGUCUAGGCGUAGGCGUGAACGUAAGCUAAUAGCGGCGGGCGAAAUGGAGGUAAGACAGGCAAAUGAAACACUCAUGCGUUAUCUGAAGCAGUGUUCGGAAAUGAAUGAUGCUUCGCUGUCGGGUGAGCUGGAAAUCGAUCAGAGUCUGGAGGAGCGAAGAGUACAUCGAAAGACGAAAUCGCAGCGUGAUAAAAGGGGUCAUAUAAUAAGUAAGUAUUUGUAG
Lucilia sericata (common green bottle fly) is the source of this 1560-nucleotide messenger RNA. RefSeq lists its product as uncharacterized. The record is from RefSeq and is a predicted model, not a curated record. NCBI's taxonomy places the organism in Eukaryota, Metazoa, Arthropoda, Insecta, Diptera, Calliphoridae. Gene Ontology annotation, cellular component: ciliary transition zone. The coding region runs from base 502 to 1560 and encodes 352 amino acids. The transcript has a single exon. Gene Ontology annotation, biological process: cilium assembly.